AUGGAUAAAUACAACGAGCUACACCAGGCGAUUCUUACGGCCCAGAAUCUGGCUGAAAGACCAAGUCAAGCAAUCAAGGAUUUUACAACCAGCAGUUAUACUAGUGACUUAGUUCUGUAUAAGAAAGAGUCUGUACUCUUUCCGCGUGAGGUAAUGGAGAUCAUACAUGAAGGCGAGUUUAAUAUUGGGUUGGUGGAAGGUUUGAGUUUGGUUUGGGUUGGAGCUAGGGGUCGAGUGAUUUUCUGGAACUACACAACUCUACUAGUGCAUGAGGUAGAGAUGCGGACGGAAGUAGUAGCAGUGUGUGCGGCUACACCUAAGAAAGGCGUGUUUAUGGGCAAUGUACUUGCUUGCUUGUUACUUUUUUCGGAAUCAGAUGUAUCUUUGCUUUGCUACUGCCAUGAUCCUGUGGCGUAUGUAAGCAUUGAUGUCUCGGUGCCUUUACCAGUGCAAAUGACAUGUGUUUGUGAAACAGAUGAGAGUCGUGUGUUCUUAGGGGGUGUAGAUGGCAACAUAUACGAGUUGCGGUAUGGGGAUAAGGCCUGGAUAGGUAGUCGAGGCGCCCGGAUUAUUUGCCACACUACUGGCUUGUUGGCACAUUUGCUGCCCUUUAUCUAUGCAAUGGGAAAGCGACCGGCAGUAUCACAAAUGAGUGCAACUAAACGAGGGCUUAUUGUUCUUUAUGCUGAUGGAUCUAUUGAUGCGUUUGAAACCAAGCAGAGCUUCAAGAAAGUCAGAACGGCCGACCUAUCUUCUUUAGGGCUAGGAGCAACCGAGCGAUUACAGCUGAUUCCGGUGCCAGGUGCCGGGUACGAAGCGGCCUUAGUAAGAGAAUCGGGUGCCCGAGUCUUUUUAGAUAGUUGUGGUGUGAUUAUUGGGAAGCGAGAUUUACCGGCUGGUCGUUUAGCCCGUAAUCUGCGCCGUACUCCAACUACGCCUAUUGUAGAUGAAGGAUUCUUCCCUAUUGGCCGGCACUUGGUUAUCUUAGGCCGACGAGGUCCUGAGAAUGUUAUUUCUGUGAUUAGUCCUAACUGGGAUGGCGGGAAUUGUCCUGAGAACUGCUCAAGUAUGCUCUUGGGCGGCUCGGGAUAUACUCUGGCCGGUCGAGUGCAUAAUGGUCGGCUGAAUGUUCCGACGGCUGAAACUGCCCUGCACGGGGAAGAAAUAGCCCUACUGGGUCAAGAUAAGGUUGAUGUUUACCAGUUAAUGGACGGAGUGGAGUACGUUGAUCGAGCCAGUACAUCUCCUGAUGCCUUCUUUUCCUAUAAGCAAAGAAGUGGAGUUGAACAUACUUUGCUGGUUGGGUUGUAUGGUAUUUGCUUAGGUAUGGCAGCUAGUGCCGUAGAGACUUUGUUCCGGAAACACACUGCGUUACACCUGAAGGUUAUUUCAGAGUGUUUAGGUGUGAUUAUUUAUCGCUUAUGGAUGGUGCCGCUGGCUGACGUUGUAGCAGGUACUGCGCCGGGUGGAGCGAGCGGGUAUCUAGACGAUUUGACUGAGGCUUUAGAGCGCUUAAAGCGUCUUAAGGCGUUUGUGGUACGUGAAGCGCCCGAUGUUGAAGCACUGAGAAUUCCUAACAGUCCGGCCACAGUUAUUGAUUUAUUAAGUGAUGCUAUUGAACUCCUUUCCUUUAUUGAGAUUCUGUUAGAGACUGAACUUCCCCAUAUCUUAAGAGAGGCCGAGAAAAACGUGGCUUCUGUUUCGUUGAUCAGCUUAGCGUCACUAAUACAUCCGUUCUCCAUGGAAAGACGAGCGGUGCUUGAAGCACUUAUUGAAGUGUAUUUACAUAGGAAGUCCUCGAUUGAAGAAGUAUCUACUGCCUUGAACGAGAAGUGUCCUUCUUUGUUUGCGGUGAGUGAGACUCUCCUGCUGAAGGGCAAGGAGGCGCUAGAACGAGCAAUGAUGUCCGAAAGCUUAGAAGAUCGCAACUGGUACUUAGAGAAGAGUCUUGGUUUCUUCCAGAAGACCUCCAAGGCCCAUCUAGGGUAUAUUAUUGAGGCUUAUGACAAAGCCAAAUAUUCUAAGGGUAUAUUAAGGACGGUUACUAUGUACUUUGCGGAGAUGAACCAGCAGGAGGUGAAUAAGUAUCUGUCUAAGCUGGAGUGUACGGUUGACUUGUUAAAAGAAGCCUUGAAAGACGAGCGAUCGGCUUUCUGCAACGCUAUCUUAGACUCGGUCAUUGAACGGAUCAAGGAAGAUGCUGCUUCACCAGAAGUUCUGCUGGAUGUUAAAUCGCCCUAUCUUGAGGAGUACUUGGACCGGCUGGAAAGUACUAGUGAUAAUCUAACUCUUUGUGAUCUGGUUUGGAAGUACCAUCUUCGGAAUGGCAAUUACAAAACAGCCUCACUCUAUCUAUUCAAAGCGGCCGAACGUAAAGUGCCUUUUAUUCUCUUACAACAACGAAUUGAGUACUUGGCCUUGGCGGGAACUAUGCAGCAGGCCGCUAAUGGUGCCCGGCAGGAAGAAGUUGUCAUGGGUCGCAUUCGUGAGUUCACACCGGCCCUAGGGACCUCUGCGCGUGAGCGUUUGGAUAUGGCUCAGAAGCAGGCUAGUGUAAUGGCCGCAGUUGCAAGUAUCUAUGAGCCGGGUAAAGCUACUCGGGCCCAGGAGUUCCAUAUUGAUGAAGUCUUCACUCGGAUGGAGAAUGAACUGCUUGGCUAUGAAGAGCUCUUUGACAUCUGUGUUCGUUGUGGCUUCUCCCUUCUAGCUCUAGUUAUCUCCAAGGCCGGUGUUAUUGAUGAUGAGGCAUUGAACAAGACCCUUUGGGAAGAUGCGCUAUCUGGUGAUUACGCCCAAAACGUUGCUUUGUUGAAAGGUAACCGGGAUAUUUCGGCCUCAGCUCGCUUGGAACUCCUAGUGAGCAUUCUGCUCAAGAAACGAUUAGCUGAAACGGAAGCUGAGAACAUGGGCGAAGUCCUUUACUCUUUAGGCUUCCCGCCAAUAGCUAUUGCACGGGUGAUGGAAGGCAUGGCAUCUAGUCCAGAGUAUGCUGACCCGCAUAGUAAGCGAACGAUUCUUAAGGAAGCAGUGACUUUCUGUGAAUCGCGCUCAUUGCCGGAAAUCUCCCAUCGUCUGCUAGCCAUUCAAUCUUCUCUAGGCCUUAUUUAA
This is a messenger RNA of Nematocida homosporus, 3108 nucleotides long. Its product is annotated as nuclear pore complex protein Nup155. The record is from RefSeq and is a predicted model, not a curated record. Gene Ontology annotation, molecular function: structural constituent of nuclear pore. The transcript has a single exon. Lineage: Eukaryota; Fungi; Microsporidia. Gene Ontology annotation, cellular component: nuclear pore; nuclear pore inner ring. Bases 1 to 3108 code for a protein of 1035 amino acids. Gene Ontology annotation, biological process: protein import into nucleus; protein localization to nuclear inner membrane; RNA export from nucleus.